Cimex lectularius (bed bug) is the source of this 3177-nucleotide messenger RNA. RefSeq names its product nuclear protein MDM1. The record is from RefSeq and is a predicted model, not a curated record. Gene Ontology annotation, molecular function: microtubule binding. The coding region runs from base 174 to 2360 and encodes 728 amino acids. Lineage: Eukaryota; Metazoa; Arthropoda; Insecta; Hemiptera; Cimicidae. The transcript has 17 exons. Gene Ontology annotation, biological process: negative regulation of centriole replication.
GGUCAUAUCGAUCCGCUGCAGACUGCGGUAGAGCAGUAACUAACCUUUCUCAUACCGACUGACAUGCACUCGAAUUAACUGGGCGGAUUCAGUCAGUCAGCCCUCUACGCUCGUACGAGUCGCAUAAAACCCGAUCGCUUUCUUAACACUGAGUCUAACAGAUCGUCGGACCGAUGAUUGGCACGUUUUGGAACCUUUGCCGCGCCUGCCCUUCCAUGCCGGUAGACAAGCUGCAUUCUGAAUAUCGAAGUACAUACCGAUGGCAUGAAUACACGGGUCCGAGGCAGGAGGUCGUCAGGCAACCACCGCAGCCAGUCACAGGUGUGUGCUGUUUGUUUGAGCGAUCUGUGAUGAUGGCAACAAACACGACUUUGUUUAGGUAUUUUGCGAGUACUAAGGACGGCAUCUCCUGGGGUUUCUUCCAGCAAAUGACAUUCGGGAAUAAAGAAGAGGAAGAAAACAAAUUUAUCGAGAACACCAAAGUUCCUCCGAUAUCAGGUCUUGGUGCCAUAGAACCUGCACUUCCUAGAAGAAAAAAAAACCCUUCACUUGCCUACAGGACGAACGAUUUCAUACCAACGAAGAGAGAUAGAGAUUACUACCACACCUCUUCCUCUCUGGAUCGCGCAAGGUGCGCAGGUCGGGAGGGCGAUCAGGGCAGCUGCCGGAGGAGCAAGUCAGAAGGGCCGCCCAACCAGCCACCGUCUCCUCAUCAUCAGCGCGUCUUAAGAAGCGACUCAGAUCCAUCCGCACAACAAUUGAUGAUAUCAAAUUUCUCCGUGGAAAACAGUAAUAAUAAAAAUGGAGGCCUAAAAAAUGCCAUAUCAAGAAUAAGUACUGAAUACAGGUUACAAUUUGCAUGGCCUAGAAGUGGUAAGUCCAAAGAAGAUGACAAGAACAAUUUGCCAAGGAAAUCGCUAAGUAUGGGAGCCAUCAAACCCCAGGCCCAAAUAGCCCCAGUACACAAGAAGCGAACAUUACAACAAGAGGGAAGUGGUGAAAUGGAGCCUUUGGUAAGUGCCAUCGACACUGUUGAUACUGGGGAAGAAAAAAUCCAAGAAGAAUCAUUUAGUAAAGAAGAUAAAUUCAAAUUAAGUCAAAAAUCGGAAAUUAAGACUGAAUAUGAGAAAAAUUUUCGACCAUUUUCACAAUACGACUCAAAUGAAAUUCGACCGGUAAAGGGAAAACGAGACCCAUUCAUCCAACCCCAACCGCAACAACAACUUCCGGAUACUUGGUUCACUGAAGUUAUUGAACUUAGAAAGAAAGCAGGACAAUAUAAGCAUCGUGGAUGGGGCACAGAACUUGUCCCUGAGCACAUUGCCGAAUUGUAUAGCAAGCAGAUGGGACUUUGGGAACAAGUUUCGCGUCGUUCCUCUCUAUCAGCACUCUCUUUAGCAUCUUCAACACAUCGACCGAUUUCAAAAGAAGAAAAAGAAAAAGAAAACAACAAGAAAUCUUCACCUACUAAAAACUGGCAGCAUUCUAAAUUGGGCAAGGGUGAAAAAUAUGAUGACUAUAAAAAAGAUGGAAUUCAUCGCUCUAGGUUUGACAAUUUUGUUAGGCAUCAUCUUGAACGUACUACUGGAGUUGGAGAACAAGGAAUAUUACAUUCACCAACCAGGGAAAAAUUAGAGCCUGUGAUUCCUCGGAAAAAGGAUGGAAGUGACUUAAGCCAGAGUCCUCAAAAAGCACACUAUACUGGGAGAUCUCAAUCAGCUGGAUCACCGAAACGUGGAACUUCGAAAUUACACCAAAAGACGCCACCUCCAGAAAAACGAGAACGACCGACUACCCUUCAAACCGCUCCCACCCGAACCAAAUCUAACACAGGUUCUGUAAAAGCCAGUGAUUCCAAGGCAAGAGGGACUCAUAAACCUAAAGAGAUAACCUCACCAAACGUCAAUGAUACAGACAAAAACAAGGAAGAACCUGAUGCAGCUAUUUUGUCCGAACCUGUUGUCAAAUCACCCCCUGAGCCAACCAGGGUGAAAUCGCCGGAACAAAUUCUCAUGAGAUCGCCGGAACCCGUCAAUUGGACAGUUCCUUUGGACACAGGGAAGACUUUUACUGUUACUCAGAAUGUAUCUCAAGGUGAUAUCCAGUGGAGGGCACAAAGUGAAAGUAAAGCUCGCAGUGAGAGCAGGGUAGCCUCACUCCCACCUCAAUCAGCACCUCCUCAAAUAAAUGAUGAAAAGAGUGAGGCUGACAAAACAAUAGGGGAACUACGCUGCUUGGAAGAUCCCUCAUUUUCUUUUGAUGGUGAUACAACUGGUGAAGACAUUAUGGAUAAGGCAAAUACAAGGUUUCAUCACUAUUGGGCAGCUAACGCACAAGAACCAUCCCAACCAUCCCAAUAAUUUCAAAUGCCAUAAUAAAUAAAUAAUUAAUUAAAUUAAAUAAACAUUUAUAUAUAUAUAUGUGUAUGUGUUCAUAUAUAUUUAUAUAUUUAACAAUAUAUUUAUAUACAAACACAUACGUACAUACACGCUAAUAUUUCUUGUUUUAUAUAAACCCAAGAGAUAGAACAUAGUGUUUUGAUAUGUUAACAAAUUGAGAGAAACAAAAAUAGGUGACCUUUGAAUAUUCAUAGUUUUUGAUUUAUAUCAGAGCUGGUGUGUUAGGAUUAAAAAAACAAAAUUUAAAAAAAAAAUUAUACGAGACGUUGAGAUAUAGAAUUUGUAAAUGAAAAAUUAUUCCUGUAUUUGGUGAUGAUUCAUAAUUGUUGACGUAAUGUAUUUAUAUUCCAAGUAAGUUGAUUUUGUAGAGAGAAAAAAAAUGUCUUCUGCACUCUAUGCUUAACAACAUCAAUAGGGUUAUACAUCAGCAAUUAAAUUUUAAUUAUUUGGUAUGCAAGUGAAAAAAAAGUCUGCAUUUGUUUCCUUUAAAACUAUUUAACUGUAUUGGCCACAGGAAAAAUUGUUGUGCAUAGGUGUAACUUGUGUUUCAAAUGCUGAUUAAUUGGUAAAAGUAAUGGUGUCAUAAUAAGCGACUUGAUCUAUCACGAAGCAGAUAAGCUUUAAUGAAUCGUCCAUUAAAAAAGAAUGAAUAAAAAAUUCCAUAUAUUUUAGUGGUCGAUACAAUUUUUAAAAGGUUACUGAAAUCCUUGUUUUUAAUGUGAUACUUUUAUUAUACCAUAUUUAUUUUAUAGAAUAAAUUUGCAAGUUUUAAUUUCAA